AUAGCAGAGCUCAUCAGUGAGAGGUCCGGGAAUAGCAGAGCCGAUCAGUGAGGAGUCCGGGAAUAGCAGAGCCGAUCAGUGAGGAGUCCGGGAAUAGCAGAGCCAAUCAGUGAGAGGUCCGGGAAUAGCAGAGCUGAUCUGGUAAUAGGGGGGCUGCAGUGUUGGGGCCCCUGGUAUGAAUGGCUCGGGGCAGUUAACACCUGGUUAGUGGGCGUCAGCCUCUUUAGCUCCGCCUUGUUUCGCGCCCAAUCCGCAGGGAGUAAUGUGCGGGGCCCGCGGUCCGGGCCGGGUUUUUGUAGUUGCUGGUGACAGGUGGGGGGUGCUGGGAUGUCUGAGGGUCUUCAUAACGGUACAGAUGACGAGGAGGGGGGGGUCCCAUUCUAUGUGAACAGGGGGGGGCUCCCUAUCGAUGAGCCCACCUGGGAGCGGAUGUGGGGGUACGUGGCCCGGACUCAUCCUGAUGGUGAGAAUCUGGUGAGGUCUAUACGGAGCGCGGCGGAGCUGCCCCGGGUGCCGAUCCCACCGGUGCCAGCGCUGACAACCGGGUCCUCAGUGCCCGAGCGGGUGGACACCGUACAGCGCUACAUCCGGGAGCUGCAAUACAAUCACACGGGGACUCAGUUCUUCGAGAUCAAAAAAACACGUCCGCUGACCGGGCUGAUGGACCUGGCCAAAGAGAUGACCAAGGAAGCUCUGCCAAUCAAGUGUCUGGAAGCAGUCAUCCUGGGCAUAUUGCGAGGACCCCGGGCAAGCUUCGGGCCGGCAAGUUGCAGCUUCCUCGUACGUGACAACACGCCAUGUACAUGAAUGGAGGGGGUGUGACGACUAGUACAUGGACAUGAAUGGAGGGG
Messenger RNA from Hyla sarda, 851 nucleotides. Its product is annotated as tubulinyl-Tyr carboxypeptidase 1-like. Gene Ontology annotation, cellular component: cytoplasm. NCBI's taxonomy places the organism in Eukaryota, Metazoa, Chordata, Amphibia, Anura, Hylidae. The coding region runs from base 328 to 807 and encodes 159 amino acids. The transcript is spliced from 5 exons. The record is from RefSeq and is a predicted model, not a curated record. Gene Ontology annotation, biological process: regulation of angiogenesis.